UUAUGGUUGGCAAAGGCUCUAUAUGUUCUAGAAAGCAAUAUUUCUUUCUAAAUCCAUUUUUGUAAAACAGUCUGCUUUAAAUUUGAAGAUUCAAUGAAUCUAUACCAAAAAAUUAAAUUUUUUUUUUGAAAAGAAAUAUGUUAGCUUUGGAAAAUAAAAUUUCUACAACUUUAGUUUUUAGUCAGUGCUUUCCUUCGCUAAUAGUUCAGGAUCUUUUCCUAUUAUACAAUCUUUUCCAUUAUGAAGAUGCUCAAAGAAUCAUGCGUCUCAGACCAAGCAUAACAGGCUCAGAUGAUAGACUAUAUUGGAGAUACAGCAAAACAGGCUCAUAUACAGUCAAAUCUGGCUAUCAUCUCCAAAGUCAGAUCGACUCUGAGCAAGAAAGAUUAUCCGACACAGCACAAUCCAACCAACUCUCUCAGGUACUCUUGCAACAGAAUAUGGGAGACACAAAGAAUAACCUAGCAUUGCUUCUUGGAUGGCGCAUAUGGAAGAUGAGAAACAAACUGCUGUUCCAAAAUAAGAGAGAGCAUAUUACCCAUACUAUUAAUGCAGCGAUCAUCGACAAGAAACUAUGGGAUGAGGCUAUGAAGCUCAAAGAACAGCCGCAGCUACCCUCUCAACCAACUCUUCCUAAUUCCACCAGCGACAUCAUUGGAGAAGAUACAAUGCUUUACUGUAUUGCUGACGCAUCUUGGAAAACAUCUAAUGAACUAGCAGGUAUAGGGUGGUCCUUAUAUAGUAAAGAAGGCACUCUCCUCAUCCAAGGUAGCUCAGCAAUUGAUCCUACAGAAACAGCUUUACAAGCUGAAGCAAUGGCUAUUUUGCUUGCUGUUCAACAAUUACAUGCUCUACAUUAUAAGAAUGUGAUGUUCUUAGGUGAUUGGGCGCAGCUAUUCAACAAUCUGGACAUCUCAUUGCAAAGAGAGAACAAAAGAAAUAACUGAAUGAAGCAUCUACUAUAGUCCACGAUGUCCUUGCUUUAGCUAGACUGAAUAAUUUUACUUUUAAGCAUGUUCCUAGAAACUUUUUUUUUUUUUUUUUUUUUUUUUUUAAAUGAAAAUUAUAUUAAUCUGCCCGUUAAACGGGAAUUCAAAGUGUGAUUACAAGGCUGAUUAGAACAAAACAUCUCAGAAACAUUCAAUUACAAAGAUCGUUUCGCCCACCCACUUAACCCGGCACGUUCCACUAACCCGUUCUCGAAAUUCCUAAGAUACCAGAUGCCGUUCUCAACCUUUGACUAAACCACAUCUAUGUGAGGUUCUCCUAGUUUCCUAGGAUGCCGGGAAUAUCCGUGUAAUCUCCGGAGUAGCUAGCAUCUAGUGAACGCCUCAGAACCUGUAAUCGCCACUCUGCCGGUAAACGCGCGGGAACUAUAGACGAUGGGAUUAGAACAAAACCUGUGAAAAUCGCUCCAAUGCCACCUGAACAAUCGCCUACACCUCCCAUAGACUCCAAGCGAAACAGUCACAAAGAACGUCAGCCUGAAGCCAAAAUGCAAGAAAUCGGAUACAAGAUGGUCGCCGCUAAUGACCCAGUAGUGCUCCAAGACCUGCAAGACAAUACUAAACAACACUACUAUGUGCAAAAGCACACAGCAUCGGGAUGUGUCGCCGAGUCGACUGGACCACCGAAGAGCUUAACUUUCUCAGACCGGAGAGAGCU
Molecule: messenger RNA, 1665 nt
Organism: Raphanus sativus (radish)
Lineage: Eukaryota; Viridiplantae; Streptophyta; Magnoliopsida; Brassicales; Brassicaceae
Exons: 2
Coding region: 138-947 (269 amino acids)
Molecular function (GO): RNA-DNA hybrid ribonuclease activity; nucleic acid binding
Source: RefSeq, a predicted model, not a curated record